CCUCAUUCAACCUAAGAUUUAAAACAGUUUGUCUUCCAUCCAAAAAAAAAAACUGUCUCUCACCCAUGACCACCAUGAUCUUAACUGCUUAUCAGUUCCCAGAUUCAUCCCAUCCAUGUUCUAACAUACAUAUUAAAAGAUAUUACAACUUCCAAUACUUAGACGCUAUAAAUACACCCAAGAAAUCUUUCGUCUCAAGUAUUGUUGGUUCCGGCUACGCGAUGGAGUUGGCUUUGACGGCGAGAAGGUUCUCUGAUUUGUAGGCAAAACAGUUGGGCCUGUUUUCGAGUUUUUCAUUUUGCAACAUAUGAAGGUGUUAAGGAACUUGCUUGGGGUUUGUUUCUUUUUCUUACUCUCGGUUUUUAAUUCACGUGUGUUAGAUAAUUCAAUAUUUCCUUUGCAUGUUUCAAUUUUCAAGUGGUUUGAUGAAUUUUCUGUACAAAUUAUUUGAAUCAAUUCCAGGCACAUGAUGAAGGGAAUCUUACAUGGCUGAGUUGUUGGAACGAUGGGAAAAGACACAAAGGCGAGAGGGAAGGGUAAGGGAAAGCAGGCUGCAAGUGGAAGUGAUGAGAAUGCUUCUAAGGGAAAAGGAGAAUGUGGGAAAGCUGCAGAUGGGCUUGGUACUUGUACCUAUGUCAAAGGCAUGUCUUAUGUGAGAAACAAGGUAAGAUUAAUGAAGCCUACAAGAAGUUGCAGGAUGGUUGGCUUAGCAACGGAGAUAAGGUUCCUCCGAAAGAAUUUGCAAAGGCUGCUUGUAAAUCUUUUCCUGAUGAUCAAGAGGCCCCCAAAGCUAUUAAUCUUUUGUAUGAUUCAACUUUGGUUUGGAGUGGAUUAAGGCCUGAUAAUCCAGCACAACUUGGAGGGAAGAUAUACGAGAUGAUGGAUAAAUGGUCAUCUUGAACUUAGUUUGAGUCAAGUAAAUGGUCAUGUUGAACUUAGUUUGGUCUAUAAACAGUAGAAGCUGAAGUGGUCGAGCCAACUGAAGCUGGCAUUCAAGAUUUCACUUCUUUCUCUUUCUUCAAAGUUAUAUAUUUGAACAACAAUAUUGUUUGUGUUUUAUAGAUAUGUUUAGUAACUUUCAAUGUAAUGCCAAUCUCGUGUAAUUCACAAGGUAUUGGCUUGCUUGACAUUAGUUAAGCUUAUUCAUUGUCGCUAUUAUUUUAAAUCUAUGCAGUUCUUUUAUUUUAAUGAAAGGUAUAAUUUAUAAUUUGAUGACUGAGUUUGGUAGCAUUAUGUGGGAAGAUAAUUAUUGCCAUGAAAUGGAGCAAUUCUCUUGAUCCAUCCAUGCCACAAGACUGUCAAGACAGAAAAAACUCUUGAAUUGUUAUUUCAGCAGGGGCCUUUUUAUAGCCAGCAAUGAUAUAAUAAUAUUUAACCAAAUAUAGUCAUACAUAUUUUUUUUUUACAAUUGUAAUGUAUAUUCAAAUAUUAUUUAUUAUGUCAGUCAAUUGUUUUGCUAUAAAAUCUGUAUUUCAAUUGCAUGUUUGGUUAAUUUUCCUAUUAAAGUAUUUUUUUUUAGUCAUAUCUUGAAAAUCUUGGUUGUAAGAGACAAUUUGUUAAUUAGACACUAGCCAAUAUAGUUGACAACGCAUGUGAAUUGAAUCUUUAGUAUAUGUUUGGAUUAUCAUUACGCUUGACAAAAUCACGUCAAAAGCUCUCAUUAAUUAUUAUUUUCAAGUAUUUGGCUAGAACUACUAAUUUGCAAAGUAUGGCUAGAACAGUUGCAAAGUUCUACUAAUAAGUACACAUCCAAUUAAACUUUAGGAUAUUGUAGUGUCCUGUAUUAAAUAAUAGAAAUACAGUCCACAAAUAAUUUACU
Molecule: messenger RNA, 1819 nt
Organism: Vicia villosa (hairy vetch)
Lineage: Eukaryota; Viridiplantae; Streptophyta; Magnoliopsida; Fabales; Fabaceae
Exons: 5
Coding region: 595-900 (101 amino acids)
Biological process (GO): rRNA processing
Molecular function (GO): DNA binding; peptidyl-prolyl cis-trans isomerase activity
Source: RefSeq, a predicted model, not a curated record